Molecule: messenger RNA, 252 nt
Organism: Talaromyces rugulosus
Lineage: Eukaryota; Fungi; Ascomycota; Eurotiomycetes; Eurotiales; Trichocomaceae
Exons: 2
Coding region: 1-252 (83 amino acids)
Source: RefSeq, a predicted model, not a curated record
AUGUCAUCCGCCCUCGCCUCCCAGGCAGGCCAGGUCCUGCGUGAGAUCUUCAAGAUCCCCUCUCGAGCCCGCGAGCAGGUUGGCCAGAGCUGGCGAACCCGUUUCUGGCAGACUGAACGAUCAAAGAAAGAAAUCCUCGUCACCUCACUCAACAUCCAUCGACCAAUCUGGAUCACCGGCACUGCCGGCGCCUACACUACCGCGUAUGCGUGUCUUAUGGUUAUGAGGUGUCUGAGAAAAGUGCGGCCUUAA